Brassica rapa (field mustard) is the source of this 11097-nucleotide messenger RNA. RefSeq names its product cytokinin dehydrogenase 3. Gene Ontology annotation, molecular function: cytokinin dehydrogenase activity; FAD binding. NCBI's taxonomy places the organism in Eukaryota, Viridiplantae, Streptophyta, Magnoliopsida, Brassicales, Brassicaceae. Gene Ontology annotation, biological process: cytokinin metabolic process. The record is from RefSeq and is a predicted model, not a curated record.
AUAAUAAGUGUUAAUAAAAUAUAAAGAUAAUUUUAUUGUGAAUAUAAAACAAACAAUAUAAUAAUAGGUUCUUACUUAUAUAAAAUAUGUAUACAUUAAUUUAUAAUUUUAAUGAGACCAUAUCUUUACAUAGAAUUUUAUAAAAAAAUAUUAUCUUGUUAUUUUAUCAAUUUGUGUCAAAUUUUGAACCGACCCAAGUUAGGACCGGCAUAAUUUCUUAAUUUAUAGAAAUUAUUAACUUAUCGAGUAUUAAUUAUAGAGGUUCUAAUGUAUGUUGUCCUUAUAAUACAUGUUGUGAUCGGUAAAAAUACGAGGAAAACAGAGUAAAUGAAAAAGUGAAAAUGAGUGAAAAAAGACAAAUGGGAAGAGGAAAUAAAAAAAAAAGAUAAAAUCAGAGUAAAUAUAUUUCUCUAGAAAAUUUCGGAGUAAAAAUUCGAGAGUGUUUUCUAUUUUUAUACAGUAAAUGGCUGAAUUGGUAAAUGUUUUCUUUCACCUGAUUAGUAAAUUUGUAGCUAAAUUUGGAGUAAACUUAAUUUCAUAGUAAAUAUUUAAUCUAUCAAUACCAUAUAGUCAACGCCAAAAUCGGAAAAAAUUUCUGAUUUUUCAUUGUUUAUAAGGCUACAUAGUUCAAUUCCUUCCCUUUUUCAAUGAAGCAUAAAUAAGAGAAAUUAGACAAAUAAAGUUGAAAGAGAUAUCAAUUGAUGCGAUAUAAAUAACAAGGAAUUGCUACAUUCGUUCCAUCCAUUAUUCUGCAAUCUAAUAAAAAAAUUAUUUAAGGCAUCUCCAACCUAUAACACUAUUCCAUGUCAAAAUCAAACUAUUUUAGUGUGAUUUACACUAAAAAGAUAUUUUAUCUCUAUCCUAAUUUUAAAAUAUUAUUUUAGUGUAAUUUUUACAUUAAUCUCUCUAACUCAACACUAAAAAUUACACUAUUUUAAUGCAACACCGUAGUCUUACACCAAAUUUAGUGUUAAAUUAGUGUUGCACUAAACUAAUGUAAUUUUUAGUGUUGAUCAGUUGGAGAAAUUUAGUGUACAAAUUACACUAAAAUAUUGUUUUAGAGUUUGGUUAGAGAUGAUCUUAUUUUUAUCAAUGCAUAUGGUAAAAAUUUAAUUAUCAACAAAUAGAAAUAAAAAUUAUCUCAGUACAUACGUAUCUUAUUCCAAUUGUAUUCUUAUUGAAUCACAUCCAGAGCCUGUACGACAUAACAAGCAUUUCAUGUUUAUAAUUAUAAAAAUAAUUACAAAAUCUGGAUAUUAUCUGUUGAUUUAUAUAUAAAUAUAUAAUAUUAUCAUCAGUUAAUACUUAACAGAUAUCUCGACUUUUAAAUGGAAAUUUUGUUAUCAACCAUUUCAAUGUAAACUAUGUACAACGAAAAAGUGGUCCACUAUACUUAGAAUCCCUACGAAGAUCUGCAUGGAUUUCCUUAGACACCCCACCUUCACUUUCCUUUCCCUUUUAUUACCAAAUCAAAUUAUUGUUAUAAUCAUAUGUGCUAACAAAUUUCCACCUCCAUAUCUCAGUUUGUUUUUGUUGCUUGAAACUGGUUUUUAAUGAUUUACUCUCACCAGUUAAAGAAGUUCAAAUCAACUAAUGACUUUCACCAAUAUGUCGAUCACAUGCUCGGUGUACCGUGUACCAUGAAACUCAUAGCAUUUUUCAUUUUUUCUGUUGUAUCUUGAUCAAAAUCUGUUUUUUUUUUCUCAAAUAAAAAUGUGAACUGUAUGGAUAGAAAUUCAUAGAAAAUUAAACAAGGAAAAUUCUUAAAUCAUUGGAGAAUAGAACGCGAAAACCCAGGGUUCUGUGUUGAGUUGAUUGCUUUUACUACAAAUAUUGCUUUUAACAAUCGGGGUAUCCUAAACGCAACUCCAACGUAGUUGGAUGUAAACUAUUGUAAAUAUAUAAUCCCCUAUAUAAUAAAUGACUUUGAUGACAGUAUCAAAUAAAUGGUCGUCAAUGCUUAUAACUUAUAACAGUGUUCAAGCUUUGUAUACGAAUAUUGUAGUUUUAUGAAAAUAAUUGAGGUUAAUACAAGAAAGAAUAUAAAAAACACACGAAUGUUUGAAAUAAUUGUUUUCAAAAUAAAUCGUAAAUAGCUGACCAAAAACGUAAAUACAGUAAUAUGAAUUUUGAUAAAACACAUAAAAUUUUAACAUAUAACUGAAAACGUAUAGGGUACGUACCACUCCCGAUCACUCUGAAUAUUUAACUCUCUGUUUAGUUACAUUUCGCUAUCCAAACAUAAAAAUUUGUGUACCCAAAAUUGUUUAAGAAAAGAGAAUAUGCGUAUGCCUUUGUCAUGAGUUCUGCCAAACGUAUAACGUUUUGGUACGUGAGUUGAUACUUUCUUUUGCUUGUAUAAAUCGUCAAAUUUUGGCCGGCUGUGAAAAUUCGUUGUUGUAAUUAAUAUCGAAAUGUGGCGGGAUGACUUAUUUAGUUAAAAUCUUUUUUUUAUAGGGUGAAUUGGUGAAAAAAUGAAAAACAAAACUAAAAUUAAUUUGUUAGAAAGAAGAUAAAGAGAGAUAGGAAGAAAAAGGAAGAGAGAAGAAGAAAAUUUGGUUAUUUUAUGAUUUAUUAUUUAUAGGGUGCAAUUAUCUUUAUUUAUACUCUACAAUUCAGUUACUCUGCAAUUUUGUUUACUAACGGUCACUCUUUAGUGGAAGCCCCUUAAUCUAGUGGUUUGACCAAUGGUUUGUUAAUGAUUCUACACCAAGAAGUUUGGGUUUCAAUUCCUGGAAAAAGCAGAAUUAUGUGAAUUAAUGGAGAAACAACUUACAAGAAAUUUGCAGCAUGGCAGAAAAAGUACCGUCAAUGGUGGAUCCGAUAAGGCGGCUUAGGUGAUGCAGUCAGACGUGAAUUUUCAUAAGGCAGAAAGAAUUGUCGGCCGUAAAAUCGUCUGUAAUAUUUCUCCGAAUUUGUAAUAUCAGAAUAUAUCCAUCGUUAAAAAAACAGUAACUCUUUACCCACGUGACAGGUUUAAACAAUUUUUGUUCAGAAUAUACUCUUCAUGAUAAAAAAAAAAGGUAGGCUUCAUGAUGUUUCUGAUCUUAUCUACACUAAUUAACUUACAUAGUUCAUGAGAACACAAUUUUGCAUCUCUUUCCUAGUUUUUUAUUUUAAAAAAAUUAUUCAUUAAACAUGAUCUAAAAAACUAGUGCUCUGAUCUAUAAUAUGUAUUCAUUUGCAUGACAACAUCACUCAACUUAAUGAUGUUAUGUAGUUAACAUCACAAGUUUAAUUUUAUUAAUCUAAAAAGUGAUGUAAGCGUCAGAGAUCAAUUAAAUUCAGACCCAUCCGAGUGCAAUUUAAUUAAAAUUUGAUCCAAACCAUCCCGAUAAAGUAAAAUAAAAUUUGGCCACAAAUUUUAAAAAUUGGCCAGAAAGUUAAAUAUCGGAGACGUCGUCUCUCAGGUGCGCAGGAAAAAAAUUAAGAAGUUAGGAUUUCGAUUUAAAUCAGUGAGAGAGAAAGGAAGCUGGUGAAACCAUGUUGGGGUUAUUGAUCAAAAUUGAGAGAGAAAGAAGUUAAUCAAUAUUGGGGUCGAUUAACUCCGCUCUCUUCAUUUUGGUCAAUAAUCCCACAAUUUCAAAAACUUCCUCUCUCUCAGCGAUUUGAAUCGAAAUCCUUAUUUCUCUGAUUUUUUCCUUUCGUGAUGAGUCAACUUUUUGUUAAAUUAGGAUCGGGUUGGUCGGAUAUUAGUUGAUCAAACGGAUAACUAAACAGAAUUAAGGAAUCCACGUCAAUGUUUGGAUUAAUGAAAUUAAGCUUAUAAUGUUAAUUACAUAACAUCAUUAAGUUGAGGGACGUUGACAUGCAUAACAUAUGUUUUCUAUAGCUAUACAUUAGUUUAGACUGCAUGACUAGCCAUGUGAUGGUUAAUACUUCACGUACGCGGCAAUCAUUUUCCUAUAAUUAAACAAAAUAAAUCCAGACCACUAGGCAUGGGGGAGGUAGAUGACUAAGUACUCUCUCAUGGGGAUGGAUUCGAUGCUAAUUUUCUAUAAAAAUCAGAGUAAGAAGCCAAUUAGGCCCGUUUUUGGCUAUGUAAGACUAGUAUAUUUGGUCUGCAGUGACACUCUCUGCAAUCUUCAGAGAUAGAUUAUUCAUGUUCGACUAUAGAUAUACUGUACAGACCAGAUUUUUAGUCUGUGGAUAGUAUCUAAGAUUUGGUGAACCAAACCACAUGUUUCCGAAGUAUGGCAAGAAUCUAGUAAUCUAUCUUUAGCCAGCACGAAAGAGGAUUAGAAGAUGAUGUUAUCCAUGCGCAUUAAACACAUACAAUAGACCGCCGAAAGAGUCGUCCAUAACUCUGCCAUUUCUUGGUUUCUCACUGAAGAAUAGGAGAGACGACUAUUCAUUAAAACUUUACCUCUAUUAUCCCUAACAAUCCACGAAGCUUAUGCUGACCAAGAAGCUCCUAUAUUACAUUUCUGAAGCUGCAGAGGAGGCGCAAUCUAUGUUUCCCCAUUGGACUGACUCUCCUGUACAGACUGUGAUGACUAGAUUCAGGAAAGUUAGCCUCAUACCAGAUCUUUGUUUCUUCCUAAGCUUUUAACAAAAUAGAAGUUGGAUCCAAUCUGUCUUUUUCGAAAACAAGAGCAUUACGAGCCUUCCAUAUAUUCCAUAGGAUCCAAAGAAUGCUACGUUUGAGGUAUGUAGGAAAGUCUUUACUUUUGAUACACAACAGGAGAUGAUGAAUGUUUAGGAAAACAGAUUUUUGAGACAGAUCUUUGGACAGUUUAAUAACAUACAUCGCAUUGACCGGGGAGAGCUAAUGCAAUUAACUUUGACAAUAUCUCUUUGCCUCCUUGAGAGAGUGCCUUCAUAAACCAGCCUUGGAGUCGCCCCUGCAGUGUUCCCCGUAUGAAAUUCAACAAAUCCUUUUUAGAACCUUGGAAACAUUCAUGAAGACCUAAAAAUGUUCCAUCUCCACCUUCUUUAUUGAUUUCAAGGGUACAUUUAUCUCAUAUUUUGUUGUACCAUGAACUUUUGUGCCAAAAAUUAUCGAGGAUUUGGGCUUAUUAAUCACUUGGCCAAAUGCCUCACCAUACUGUCGCAGGCACUCGAUGAUCGUUUCAUUUUCAUUGGCUUCGGCUCUGCACAUCUACAUGUUUUCACUGAUAUCUUGUGUUUGUCAUUGAUUUAACUAUCCAAUUUUUAUGCAGAUUGAUCAUUUAGAUUAUCAUUUAGACAUCACUAGAUUCAUUUUCAUGUAUAUGUCCUUAUUAGGUGCUUGAGUAUCCUUUGGAGUUUUUGGAGGUAUUCGAAACACGUUUGAGAAAGAAGAGGCUUGAUUAAAGUUUUAGGCGAAAAAAGCUCAGUAACAGCUUUUCAUAGCGGGAUGGCAUGGCUGUUAUGAUAUUAACGGUCAUGGCAGGGGUAUCUGGUAGCGGGAUGGCAUGGCCGAUGUUGAUGUAUACAAGACACCAUCGCCUAAGUCCCACGAAGCCACAAGUGUCCUAGAGGGUUUUGGUAGAGAGUUGAGGUAGCCGCUAUGUUCAUAACAUAUUUUAUAGCAAAGAAGCAUAGUGGUUCAAUGAUGCCGCUAUGAAGAUGAAGAUUUGCUCAUGAAGACCAAGCAACCCAUCGAACUUACCAAGCGACCAAGAGAAGUUGUUGUAGAAGCAACAUUGUACGUAGGGGAGAACGUAGCGGUUUGGUGAUGCCGCUAGUGACAGGACAAGCGCAUCGACCAGACAUAGCGGGUUUGAGAGGCCACUAUCAAUUAAAAACUUGAGUUUUUAUUUGGCCUGACCUUGAAUUUUUGGGUGCACUCAGUUCGUUUUUAAGUGCCUAUAUAUACUCUUUUAGGCCAAAAACUCUAAUUAUUUUGUUUUCUCUUUAAGAAAUUCAUUUUUUGGUGAAAGCUUAAAUCUUUAUUAAUCUUAAUAUUUCUUUCAUGAGUAAUAUGAGUUUAUAUUAUCUUCUUGAUUUGUCUUGAAUCUAUCAUGGAUUUAAGCUUUAUCAUUAAGAUUAGUGAGCAAACUCUCUUUUAACUUAUGGGUUAAGGUGAUUUAGUGCUGAUUUAGAGCGUGUAAUGUUAGAUUCAUUUUUUUCUAUGCUUAUCUCUUGUUCUUAACAAUACAUAAAACUGAGUUAAGGUCACUGAUGUAGAAACUAAAAAAAGGAAUGCUGACUUGUAAAUUUGCAGGUUCCAAUUACGGGGUUACCUAAUUGGGUGGUCCUAACUAAUUCUUAAACAAGCACCGAUAAUCACUUGUCGUUUUGGUCGUCAUUCAUAAGAUUCUUUUUGUUUUUUUUUUCUGUAACAAUCGUCAUUUAUAAGAAAUUUUCUUAUAGAUCAUCGUUGAUAAAUUGUUUUCGCGACGCGAAGUUGUAGAAGGUAGGAAAAUGACAACUACACGUGUGCCUAGCACGGUUUUGCUGUCCGGUUACAGUGUCUUCAUGUUUUUCUUAUUAAUACAAAUAUACAAGUCAUUAAUUUGUAUUAAUAAAGAAUUAAACACAUGGUUUGUCCAAAAAAGAAGAAUUAAACAUAUGAUCAAGAAAGAGGAUAUGUAUGGAUAAAGAUUAGUCCUGGGAAGAGCAAAUAAUUUGAGGUCUAUUGAUAUCCAAUGCGGUUAAAUAAAGAAGUCAUUUAUAUUAUACUUCCAUAAUUGGCUUGGACAAAAAUAUUUAGCGAGAACUAAAAAUCAAGAUAAUGUAGUUAAAUUAUGAAACUAUGUGGAUAACGAUUUCAAAAGAAGAAACAUACCCUUUUAAAUAUUUAAUAGUGAAUUAAUGAACUAUGAAGCUUAAGUAUGUUUAUUAAAUAUUAUCCAUUUUCUAAACAACAGAAAAUAUCAUUUUGAAUGAAAGAACAUAAAAGUAAUUAAGGACAAAAUAUAAUUGCUUAAUGUCUAAUAAAAUGACAUAUAAGAAAUGAACAUUAUAGCCGGAAUACAAAAAUAUAGUGAUGAGAACCUAAUGGCAUUUGUUAAUUAGGUGUCAAUAAAAAUGACAUGUAAGAAUAAAAUGUGUGAUAAAAUUGUACUUAAAAUCUGUAUUUCACUUCCCACUGAACUCAUCUAUUGUGUAUCACUCCUAAUUGUACCCGUCUUUUUUUUAAUAUUAUAUUGCUUAAGAUAUUUCAAUUCACUAUAAAAUCACAAAUUAAUAAUAAUAGACGUUGACAAAGUAAUAAAUAAAAUAUCUGUAGCGACAACAAGUUAACAUGUCUGGCAAACGAAGCAAACAGAGCGAAAUCUUUAGGAUAUUCCAUGUCUUGCUUUUUAUUGUUUAUUACGGCAAAAUGAUUUAACCACGAAUCUACGAAGUUUCCCCUACAGUUUUUUUAUUAUGAAAUUAAAGAUAAUUUUCAUUAGUAUUAUUAUAAUUAACGACACUUUUCGAUAGCCGCGAGGAAGAAAAGUUUAUAAAUUAUUCAGACAGAAAGAAGAUCUUGUAGAUUCUUUAGAUGAUAACCUAAUUGUGACAGAAACAUCUAGUAGGGAUAUUAAUGAGAAAUAUUCUCUAAAAAGAACAUCCAUUUAUCCAAAAUAUAAAACAUUUGAUUGGUAAUACGGUAAGGAUAUGUUUUAACGAUUAUAAAUAUGUUAUAAUAUAACAAUAAAAAACAAGGCAUACUAUUAAUUUGUUGAAACAUGGGACUGAGUCAUGGUUAUUAUUAGUGACAAGCUGUAAAAUAUUCGUACAUGGUGAUCUAAGGCCAAUCUCCAAUCCCAAUGAUGAUAAUGCUAUAUGUCCACUGAUUCUUUUGUACUCUCUCCUGAUGUUUUUAAAAAAUUUAUUGUUUUAAUAUAUAAGAUGUUUUUUUUAGAUGGGAGGGACUAUUUACAAUGUUGAGUUGGCCUAGUGGUAAAGGGGUUGCGGCUGUAACUUCCGCCACUUGGGUUCAACUCACGGUGGGAGGGACUAUUUACAAUGUUUGGGUUCCCGGCAAAGAGGUGAAAACACCUUUUUUUUUUUUUAGGUAAUUUUUACUUUAUUAAAAAUUGUGCAACCAAUUAUAUUUAAUAAUCUAUUUUGUAAGUGGUUGAAUAUCAUUAGUUUAUAGUUUUCAGUUGUUUUCUAGGCAGAAGUUAAUUUUUCUUAAUAUGCAUGUUUUUAACUAAACAUCAUAUAUUUAAGAAAGUAUUUACAAAAUUACAACUUAAUCAAUUAUGAUGGUUUUUUUUUGUCAACAGUUAUGAUGUUGAUUAUGGUGGUAGUGGUGAUGAUGACAAAUUACAAUAUUAUGUUAAUUUAAUCUAAUCUCACUAACAUUUUUACCAAAAAAAAAAAAAAAAAAUCUAAUCUCACUCAAUAAAUUAACUAGUUGAAUUUACAAUAAUAGUAGUUAGUUGAGGCUAUCUAUUGAUUCUUGAUAGAUACAUACAUAAUUUCACACACACACAUAUAUAUAUGUAUAUAAUUUUUUUGGAACACUAUUUCACAUAUAUAUAAUAUAGGGAUAUAGGAUUACUCUUUUUCUGUCGUGAACCCUAAAAAUUCUGGAUAUCUUCAUGGCAUCCAAAUUGCAUAUAACCCAAUAUCAAAAGAAAGUGCAUUUUAUUUUGAGAUGUGAAUACUAUUUCUUUGUCUCACAUGUAUGAGAUUAGUAUAUAAAUUAUCGAUAUAGUAAUGUAUAAAAUGGACUGUGGAAUAUUUUUUCAAAACCAUUUGAUUAGGGAGCGACAGUGCGUGUUCAAGAAUCCAAUACUAUUGAAGCGAGUGGUUUUCUAAGAUUCUCACGUGACUGCGAUAAUUUAUUGUAGAUCUUCCUUUUAAAAGAAUAGCAUAUUGAAUAUAUAUCCAUUUCGGAACUUAUUUUUUUUGCUAAAUGGUAAAUAUCAUUGAUGACAAUGAAAGUCUGGUUACAACGUAAUUGAAAACCACAUUCUGCUAAUAGCCAAUUUGAUCCUAGUGACCGCAAAAAAAUUAAAAAACCACUAGGAUACAGAGUGAUUAAUUCUAAGCCUCUAACAAAUAUCAUUAAUCCAUUUCGGAACUUAUAUCAUUAACGUUCUAUAUUUUAAAUUUUAAUACAUAAUUAUAUAGUUAUGUAAGAAUUUUAAUCGAGUCAGGUGAACUGAUUAGUUAUAGAAAUAUACCUUUGAAAAAUUUACCUUAAAAGAACAAAAUUAGUAAGUUAAUACACACAAACAUUUUUGUUUUCAAAUAAAUGAAAAUGGGUUAGCAGAAUGAUUAGUUAGUUAAUAAUAGACCGAGGAUACUUGCUCAUUAAUUUUUAAUUAUUUCGACGAAAUAACUUACAGAAACAUGUGUGCUCCAUGGGUGGCUAUAUAUAUACACAUCUACUUCUCUUCAUUGAUUGUAUCAAGCUAAAGUGUUAAAAAAAAAGUUUCUCUGAAAGAAAGUUAUGGUGAGCUAUAAUUUUCCAUCACAAAUUCAUCUUCUAAUGAUAACGAUAUUAGUUAUCAUCACAACUCUUUUAACUCCGAUCACAACCAACACAUCAUCACUACCGUGGAAUAUCCUUUCCAAUGACAACUUCGCCGGAAAACUCACUACCGCAUCAUCCUCCGUCGAAUCAGCUGCCACUGAUUUCGGCCACAUCACCAAAAUCUUUCCCUCCGCCGUCUUAAACCCUUCCUCCGUCCAAGACAUCACCGAUCUUAUAAAACUUUCUUUCGAUUCUCAAUCCUCUUUUCCUCUAGCCGCUCGUGGCCACGGACACAGCCACCGUGGUCAAGCCGCGGCUAAAGACGGAGUCGUGGUCAACAUGCGGUCAAUGGUAAACAGGGACCGAGGCAUCAAGGUGUCUAGGACCGGUUUAUAUGCUGACGUGGACAGCGCGUGGCUAUGGAUCGAGGUGUUGAAUAAAACGUUGGAGUUAGGGCUGACGCCGGUUUCUUGGACGGAUUAUUUGUAUUUAACGGUCGGUGGAACGUUAUCUAACGGCGGUAUAAGCGGACAAACGUUUCGGUAUGGUCCACAGAUCAGUAAUGUUUUAGAGAUGGAUGUUAUUACUGGAAAAGGAGAGAUUGCAACUUGUUCCAAAGACAUGAACUCAGAUCUUUUCUAUGCCGCGUUAGGAGGUUUAGGUCAAUUCGGAAUUAUAACGAGAGCAAGAAUCAAACUCGAAUUAGCUCCGAAAAAGGCUAAAUGGUUAAGGUUUCUAUACACUGAUUUCUCUGAGUUUACAAGAGAUCAAGAACGAUUGAUAUCAGAAACGAACGGGCCACAUUUCCUGGAAGGUUCUGUUAUGUUAGACCAUGGCCCACCUGAUAACUGGCGGUCCACUUACUAUCCACCGUCCGAGCACAUGAGGAUCGUCUCAAUGGUCAAACAACAUCGUGUCAUCUACUGCCUUGAAGUCGUCAAGUAUUACGACGAAACUUCCCAACACUCAGUCAACGAGACAAUGCAGGAAAUGGAGGAGUUAAGCGACAGUUUAAACUAUGAACGAGGGUUUGUGUACGAGAAAGAUGUGACGUAUAUGGAUUUCUUAAACCGGGUUCGAACCGGAGAGCUAAAACUGAAAUCCAAAGGCAAGUGGGAUGUUCCACAUCCAUGGCUUAAUCUUUUCGUACCAAAAUCUCAGAUUUCAAGAUUCGAGUAUGGCGUUUUUAAGGGUAUUAUCCUUAGAAAUAACAUCACUACCGGUCCCCUUCUUGUUUAUCCCAUGAACCGCAACAAGUGGAAUGAUCGAAUGUCGACCGUUAUACCCGAGGAAGAUGUAUUUUAUGCUGUAGGAUUUUUAAGAUCGGCGAGUUUUGACAAUUGGGAUGAUUAUGAAAAAGAAAACAUGGAAGUAUUAAAGUUUUGUGAGGAUGCUAAUAUGAGGGUCAUACAAUAUCUUCCUUACUAUGCAUCACAAGAAGGAUGGGUUGGCCAUUUUGGUCCGAGGUGGAAUAUUUUUCUCGAAAGAAAAUAUAGAUAUGAUCCUAGAAUGAUAUUGUCCCCUGGACAAAAUAUAUUUCCAUAAAUAAACUUGUGUUAGCUGUGAUAGUUAGAUAUAUUGUUAGUCUAGGAAGUGUCUUUCUUUAGUUAAGUGAUUCAAUGUCCACAUCUGUAGCUUUUUCCACCAGAAUAUGAUUCUACUAAAUCGCGUUUCUCUGCGUUGUAAGACCGUCUAUGGAUCGGGUUUAGCCGAUCUUGAUAGAAAAAAAUAAUAUAUUGUUAGUUGCUCUGACU